GAAAUCGAUUGGAACAGCCAGUGUGUCCCGUUCUUACACUACAAAUUCUAGAAAGCUCGAGAUGAGCUUUGGAGAAUGGAGAGGGCUUCGAUGAGGUUUCAACUAACCAAAAACAUGCACGUGCCGAUACUUCAUCCGAUUCGCGGCACAUGUGAAUCACACACGAUCCAAUCCAACCUACUUACAGACGACAAUUACAAACCCUAACCUGCACGACAAACAACCUUCUGCUUUUCCCUUCUCUCUCACUCAGCAAACCCUAAUUCCACCCUCUGCCUCUGCUAAACGAGAACUGCUAUGCAAAUUCUCAACCACAGGCUCUCUCUGUGAAAUCAAAAUCAACAUAGCUAUUCUAACAAUGUCGCUAGAUGAGCACAAGAAGCCCAGUGGGAAUGGAAAUGGCGUCGCACUAUCUACUCAGGUAGCACACAGGCUAAGGUUGAACCCUAGCACCGAUCACAAACCCGAUAGCUAUGAGGACCUGCAAUCGGAUUUCAGUCCUUUACUGUUCAGCUCGCUAGAGCGGUACUUGCCUCCUUCCAUGCUUUAUUUGUCACGUGAAGCUAAAAUCCAGUUCAUGAGGGACAUUCUCGUUCGCUACUCUCCCGAGGGUGAACGCACUCGUAUUCAAAAACAUAGAGAAUACAGGCAGAAGAUUAUAUCAAACUAUCAGCCUCUACAUGGGGAGCUGUAUACCAUGAAUGCUGUUAACUUCUUUGUUCCCUCAUUUCUCAAAGCAAUUAAUGAAAAAACUGAUGAGAGUUUUAGAAGUAUAUUGGUGGAACCCACGCCAGGAGUUUAUGUAUUUGAAAUGUUUCAGCCAAGUUUCUGUGAAAUGUUGAUGUCUGAGGUAGAAAAUUUUGAAAGAUGGGUUCAUGAUACAAAAUUCAGAAUAAUGCGUCCAAACACAAUGAACAAGUACGGUGCUGUUCUAGAUGACUUUGGGCUGGAAACCAUUCUUGACAAAUUGAUGGAUGAAUAUAUACGUCCUAUGUCUAAAGUUUUUUUUCCUGAAGUUGGUGGAUUAACUCUAGAUUCUCAUCACGGUUUUGUUGUUGAAUAUGGAGUUGAUAGGGAUGUUGAGCUUGGUUUCCAUGUGGAUGACUCAGAAGUCACCUUGAAUGUUUGCUUGGGUAAGCAAUUUUAUGGUGGAGAAUUGUUUUUUCGCGGUGUACGGUGUGAUAAACAUGUGAAUACUGAAACUCAACCAGAGGAAAUUUUGGAUUAUGUCCAUGUUCCGGGGCGUGCUGUUCUUCAUCGCGGUCGCCAUCGGCAUGGUGCUAGAGCUACAACUUCUGGGCAUCGGUGCAACCUAAUUUUGUGGUGCAGAAGUUCAGUCUUCCGAGAGCUGAAGAAAUAUCAAAAGGAUUUCUCCAGCUGGUGUGGAGAGUGCCGACGUGAGAAAAGAGAAAGGCAACGUCUGUCAAUUACUGCAACCAAACUGGAAUUGUUGAAGAGGGAUGGUAUAUCAGCAUCUUGAGUUAUUUACCCCAGACGUUUUUCUUGUGAAGCUGCAAUGUUGCAGAAUUUUCGUCCUCGUCAACAGAGAGGUUUUUUUUUUUUUUUUUUUUUUUUUUUUUUUUUUUUUAAAUGUUAAUGCAAAAGAGGGCGGUAAUGUACGUAGUUGUGAAUAUUGUCCAUUGGUCCUUUUGCAAGUUGUGCACUCAGCGUUGUCAAGUACGAUAUUGUUCUAUAUGCCAUCCAAUUUGGAAUGUAUUAAAAAAAAAUGUAUCAAUUAAGAGCCUGUUUGGGGUUGUGAUCCUGAUA
Molecule: messenger RNA, 1767 nt
Organism: Hevea brasiliensis (rubber tree)
Lineage: Eukaryota; Viridiplantae; Streptophyta; Magnoliopsida; Malpighiales; Euphorbiaceae
Product: 2-oxoglutarate and iron-dependent oxygenase domain-containing protein CP2
Exons: 9
Coding region: 359-1480 (373 amino acids)
Molecular function (GO): oxidoreductase activity, acting on paired donors, with incorporation or reduction of molecular oxygen; iron ion binding; L-ascorbic acid binding
Source: RefSeq, a predicted model, not a curated record